UUACAAAAAUUAAACAUUCCUAAUUUGUUUGUUAUUUUGUUUAUUUAUUAAAAUUGCAGAUUAUGUUUUUAUUAUCUAAAAAUUUGUUAAAUUUAAUAAAAUAAAAACAUUAAUUUAUGCUUACAUGUGUGUAUCCGACAAAAAUGUGGUUCUCAGUUCAUAAAUCAGUGAUUUUUGUUUGUUGAUGUAUUUUUUUUUAAGUUUCUCAAUAAAACAAGUUUUUUUGUGUUAUAAAAUAAUUAUUAUUAAAAAAUGAAUACUCCUGGUUUAAGUAUAUUCCAAGGAGGUGGAAGUAUUCAUCUAGACAAUAGCAUAAAUAGAGCUGAGGAAGAAGAAGAUCUCGAGGAUAAGAAAAGGCGUGAUGAAGAGCUCAAUAAAGAUUUGCAAACAGCUUUUGACGAUCUAAUAGAUGAUGAUGAUAAUACAAUAGAUAGUUCUAAUUUUCAAUCAGAUUUAUUAGUUCAGAAUUCUGAUAAACAUAUAAUUCCAAAUGGAAUUCGAUACAUGGGAAUGCCUACUCAAAACGAUCGACAUCCACAAAAUCAUGUGCCAUGCAACAAUAUCAAUUUGCAGGAGGAAACGAUUCAGAAGUUAAAGAUGCUGCUGGAUUCAAAAACUCAUGAACUGGAAAAUGUAACCAGAAUUGCCCACGAAGAGAAGAAAUUGCGAGAAGACACUGAAAAACGUUUGGCCAUGUCUGAGGCAGAACGUGAACGUGCAAUACGCUCAAAAAAAUCUCACCACGAACUUUUGGUAGAAAGCAAAGAGAAAUGCUCCAAUUUAGAAAACACUAUUCAAAAUCUAAAAUCUGAAAUAAAAUCCCUAGAAGUUGAAAAUAACGAAUUGAAUGGAAAGUUAGAAACUUCUCAAAAUAUGCUUGCCGAUGUUCAACACAAAUAUAAUAUGGUUGAAAAAAAUAUUAACACAAAAAACGAUCGCAAUGUAGAAUUGAAUCUCAAGCGUGUUGAAGAACGGCAUCGGGCUGAAAUGGCCAUGUUGCAAGCACAUUUAGAUAGCACCACCAAUAAACUUGAGAAAAAGACUCUUGAAUUGGAAAACAUGAAUUCGCGUUAUAAAUCGUUACAGCAAAGCCAUGAAAAUAUGCUAAUUGAAAAAUCUUCAAAAAUAAGCGAGCUAGAUAGAUUAUUGACUGAAGCACAAAAACAAUGUGAAGAACUAAGGUGCAAGCAUGAUUAUUCCCAAGAAAAUGUUCGAUUACAGCGUUUAGUUGCUGAAUUGCAAAGACAAAUAGAAAAUAUGGAAGGAACUAUUGAAAAGCUACGAUCUCGUUUGGAACAAGCUACUGCUGAUAUUAAUGCAAUGGAUAGCGUUUUUCAACAAAAUUACGAAGAGAGCUUUAGACGAUUGAGUCAGACGCAAGGAAGAGUUGUAGAAAGCACUCCAUUAACCGGUGUAGAACGUGCCAAUAAUCUCAAAGAAGAACUGUGUCGAGCAAUGUCCAACUUAAAGAACAAACGAGAAGAAAUACGCGAAAUGCAAAAGGCAAUGGAUCGAAAGGAUCAUGAAAUAAAAUACUUAAAACAGGAAGAAAAUAGAGCUCUCGUUAAAAUCACAACGUGCCAGGAAGAGAACACAAGACUCAAAAACAAACUUAAAUUGAUCGAAGAAGAGUUAGAUGAGUUGAGGGCGAAAAGUGUUGAAGAUGAAAGGAAUUUAAAACAAACAGAAAUUCUAGAUGAAUUGAUGUGUUUAAAAGAAGAAAGAAAGUUUCUACAAAAUGAAAUUGAAAAUAUGAAACACCUUAAGCUUUGUAAGGAAGAUGCAGAAAAAGCAAAGGCUAAUAUGGCUAUUGAAUUACGUAUGCUGGAUUCAAAAGUCAAAGAUCUUCAAGUUGAUCUGGAAGAACUCAAACAAGAACGUGAUAGUUUAAAAGCGAAUUACAAGCAAAACGAAGAUCUACAAUCGGAUAUCGAAAGAUUGAGAUUUCGCCUUGAAGAUUCACAAAAAGAAUGUGAUCGUCUCAAAAAUCUGUAUGUUGAAAUAUCAAACGAAAAGGAGGCAAUAGCAAUAGAACUUAAAAAGUAUUUAAAAGCUGAUUUCUGUAAAGAUUUGCAAGAGCAGAGGGAAGAGUGUGCUAGUUUAAAUAAGGCAUUGAAAUUAGCUGAAAUAAAAUGUUCGGAAUUAACAAAAAUACUUGAAACUCAAAAAAUUUCAUAUGAAAAAGAUUUAUCUCAAUUAAGGGAAAAAUUGGAAAAUGAAAAGGCAGAUCGAUUAAACUCGAAUUUAAAAAAUUCUUCAAACAACUGUGCAAAAUGUAUUGAAUAUGUAGCAGAGUGUACAAAGCUGGAAAUUCAAAUUCUGAAACUUACAAGUCAGUGCACAGUAUAUCAAAAAGAAAUCGGUGAUCUUAACUAUGAACUCAAUGAAGCUAAAAAUCAUAUCGCAGAUUUAUCUGACAAAAUUGUCCUAAUCGAUGAAAGGGAAAAACUAAUUGUUGAACUAAAAGCAAAAGCUCAACAGUUUGAAGAAUACAUUAAACUCCAAAGCAGCUCUGGAGCUUCGUCACUCAAACAAACAGGAUCCGAAGAUAAAAGCGUUGAAACAUCCCCAGAGUUGGAAUCGAAAUUCAAUCGGCGCCAAGUCGAAUCCAAAGUUCGUGAUGAAAUGGCAAAAAUAUUUGCAGCAGAAAUAAGAAAUAACGAACAACGUUAUAAAGUGAAGACAGCACAGUUAGAAGAUGAACUAGAAAGUCUUCGAAAAAGUCUUCAAAAAAUUAACUCCGAACUGAUACAGCGACAUAAUGAAGUUCAAGUACUCAAACAUGCAAUUCUUUCAGAACGUGAAAAAACUGAAGAAGUUAUAGCAAAUAAAGAUAAAGAAUAUAAGGAAUUGUUUGAGAAACAAAAUCUUAUUUUACACAAAAGUCGUGAUGAACUUAAGUUGAAAACUCAAAGAAUUAACGAACUGCUUCGAGAGUUGGAUGAAAGAAAUCAUCAAAUAGAAGCUGAACGUCAAUCUAUGAAGGCUGUCAUGACUCAAUGGGAGGAACAACGUAGAAAAAGUGACAACAUCCAGUAUGAAUGGGAAAAUAAAAUUGAAGAGAUGAAAAGACUACAUGAAGCUGCUAUUGCUUCGUGGCAGACAAAGUAUAAUUCUGCAAAAAAGACAGCAGUUAAUUAUAAACGCUAUGCAGAGGAUAAAGAAAAUCACAUGAUACAGGAAUACAAUCGAAUUAAAUCUGAAUAUGAUGCAUCGCUGGCGAAGAUUGAAAUUCGUAUGAAGGAAGCUUUUGAAAAGAAAAGCAAAGAGAUGAAAGAAGCCAUAGCUGUUAUGGAGAAAAAUAAAGGUUACUCCAAGCCAAUUACUGAUGGAAUUAUUAAUUCGUAAUUAUUUAAUAAGAAAGUAGUUUUUUGUAAUUUAGUUUUAAUAUUUUAUAGACAUGAGCACUUUGUUUUCUUACACUUAUAUUCAUCAUAUAAUUUAUGACUUUUAUAAUAAAAGUUGCUAAGAUAGAA
Molecule: messenger RNA, 3476 nt
Organism: Episyrphus balteatus (marmalade hoverfly)
Lineage: Eukaryota; Metazoa; Arthropoda; Insecta; Diptera; Syrphidae
Gene: asl
Product: synaptonemal complex protein 1
Exons: 7
Coding region: 253-3348 (1031 amino acids)
Cellular component (GO): cytoskeleton
Source: RefSeq, a predicted model, not a curated record